Cajanus cajan (pigeon pea) is the source of this 1929-nucleotide messenger RNA. Its product is annotated as auxin transporter-like protein 5. Lineage: Eukaryota; Viridiplantae; Streptophyta; Magnoliopsida; Fabales; Fabaceae. The record is from RefSeq and is a predicted model, not a curated record.
UUACAGCCUUAGAGAACCGUUCAGUCUUUGACAGCUUUAGAGAACCUUUUGUGUCAUGCAUAUCAGUAUAUAUAUACUACCACUCCCAAACUCUUCUCCAAUCCAUCCUUGUUUCGAAUCUUAAGUGUUUCAAGAUAUUAACUGAACAAGAAAAUGGCAUCGGAGAAAGAGGUUGAAACUGUAAUAGUUGGGAACUAUGAGGAAAUGGAAACUGAAGGGAAGCCUAAGGAUAUUAAAUCCAGGGUAUUAAGCUUGUUGUGGCAUGGUGGUUCUGUUUAUGAUGCUUGGUUUAGCUGUGCUUCCAACCAGGUGGCUCAAGUUCUGCUUACGUUGCCAUACUCAUUUUCCCAACUGGGACUGCUCUCUGGAACCCUUUUUCAACUCUUCUACUGCUUGCUCGGUGGCUGGACGGCUUACCUCAUUAGCGCACUCUACGUUGAAUACAGAACCAGAAAAGAGAGAGAGAAAUUUAACUUCAGGAACCAUGUCAUCCAGUGGUUUGAGGUUCUUGAUGGGCUCCUGGGGAAGCACUGGAGAAACGUGGGUUUGGCCUUCAACUGCACAUUUCUCCUAUUUGGAUCUGUUAUCCAACUCAUUGCUUGUGCAAGCAACAUAUAUUACAUAAAUGAUAAUUUGGAUAAGAGGACUUGGACUUACAUCUUUGGAGCAUGUUGUGCCACCACUGUAUUUAUCCCUUCCUUCCACAACUACAGAAUCUGGUCCUUUCUUGGCCUCCUCAUGACCACUUACACUGCUUGGUACCUCACUGUAGCCUCUCUCCUUCACGGCCAGGUGGAAGGGGUUAAGCAUUCGGGUCCGACCAAAUUGGUUCUAUAUUUUACAGGGGCCACAAACAUUCUCUACACAUUUGGGGGACAUGCCGUUACUGUGGAGAUAAUGCACGCGAUGUGGAAGCCUCAAAAGUUCAAGUCCAUAUACUUACUGGCUACCCUGUAUGUGUUGACAUUGACACUUCCAUCGGCAUCUGCAGUAUACUGGGCAUUUGGAGACAUGCUUCUAAAUCACUCGAACGCUUUUUCUCUCCUUCCAAGGUCACCCUUCCGUGACAUGGCUGUCAUUUUAAUGCUCAUCCACCAGUUUAUAACAUUUGGGUUUGCAUGCACGCCACUGUAUUUGGUGUGGGAGAAAGCAAUAGGAAUACACGAGUGUAGGAGCGUGUGCAAGCGUGCUUUGGCCAGGUUGCCAGUGGUGAUCCCCAUUUGGUUUUUGGCCAUUGUUUUCCCCUUCUUUGGCCCAAUCAACUCCACCGUUGGAUCUCUCCUUGUCAGCUUCACCGUUUACAUCAUCCCCGCCCUCGCACACAUGUUCACCUUCAAAUCACCCGCUGCCCGACAGAAUGCGGUGGAGCAACCUCCCAACUUCGUGGGAAGAUGGGUGGGUGCCUACACGAUCAACCUAUUUGUCGUCGUCUGGAUCCUGGUUGUAGGAUUUGGAUUCGGUGGAUGGGCUAGUAUGGUCAACUUUGUACACCAGAUUGACACAUUCGGUUUCUUCACCAAAUGUUAUCAGUGCCCCGCACCACACCUCAACGCCACUGCACCUUUUCCUCCUCCUCACUAACGCUACAUCAGACUUCAAUGAAUUCACCAAUCAUCAAUCCAUUCAAUUUCAUGGAGAAAAAGAUAGAUCAUAGUUUACUCAUCAUAUACUUCUUCAUUCACCAUCUAUUGCUUUCUAUGGUAUAUAUAUAGCUAGCUAGCUAGCUGAUCACUUUUGUCAGGGUGAGUUUCAUGGACAAAAUUGGAAGGGAAUUAAAAAACACAAACAGUUGCAUCAAGGUUGUUUCUAGCAAUUUCCUAGACCAAUCGACUACUGGGGAACAUACUUUGAGUUGCGCAAUAUUAUGAAUAUGCACCUUGUUCAACCGUUACAUCCCUUCUAAUUGCAACUAAAUGUUUUCUUCUCUUC